This is a messenger RNA of Glarea lozoyensis ATCC 20868, 1896 nucleotides long. RefSeq names its product Zn2/Cys6 DNA-binding protein. Gene Ontology annotation, biological process: regulation of DNA-templated transcription. Lineage: Eukaryota; Fungi; Ascomycota; Leotiomycetes; Helotiales; Helotiaceae. The record is from RefSeq and is a predicted model, not a curated record. The coding region runs from base 1 to 1896 and encodes 631 amino acids. Gene Ontology annotation, molecular function: DNA-binding transcription factor activity, RNA polymerase II-specific; zinc ion binding. The transcript has 3 exons.
AUGUCGAAUGCGCAACCUCAGGGUGGCCAGCCUGUGAACCCAAACGCCUACCCAAGCCCUUCCUACCCGUCGCCGUCGCUCUCGAACAACAAUUCCUCCUACAACUACCCCCCUCCGAACCCUCAGCAGGGUGAGCCGUAUCGCGCAAGUCCCACCGGCAGCACCAACUCGGCUUCAUUGUCGCUGCCCUCGAUGCGCACCCUCGACCCCAUCCAGCAGCAGCAGCAACAGCAGCAGCAGCAGAUCAUGAAUUCCGGUCUUCCACCCGUCGCUCCUCCAGGCUACUACCACCCCAGCCAAGGGCUGCCGCACCCGCACCAUCAACAACCACCGCAGUAUAAUAUCACGUCCGACCCAAACGGACAGAACCUGCGAUACCAACUGCCACAGCACGACGCGAGAGUCAUGUCGGGCGGUCGUCACAAGAAGGAAAUCAAGCGUCGCACCAAGACCGGAUGCCUCACCUGCAGAAAGCGCAGAAUCAAGUGCGACGAAGCCCAUCCUGCCUGUCGUAACUGCCAGAAGUCGAAGCGUGAGUGCAUGGGAUACGACCCCAUCUUCAAGCAACAGCCAGGUACGGCCGCAAUCCAAAUUGCCCCAUCCUCUGCUUCCGCUCAAUCUGGUUUAGCAGCGACGGCCAAUCCCUACCAAACCCAACCGCAGAUGUCAUACGGCAUGCCUCCUGCCACGACGAUGGGUUACGAGAACUCCCUCUCUGCCGGUGUCAGUUCGCCCGGGUCCGCCAACCAGAAUCAGUUCGACCAGAAUAGCUAUAUUGAUCCCGCCCUCGAGGCAGCAGGCCCGGCCAGCGUAGGAGGAUACCAGUCUAGUUCAGGUAUGCCACAACUCCUUCACGAUACACUCCGCCGAGAGAUGCACAGUGCCAGCCCCUACUCUUCAAAUGCGUCCGACACCCCGCAUUUGCGAGGCGGUGCUUCCUCUUUUGUCAUGUCCCCUUCAAUUGCAUAUUCAGAGGAGGACGACGCUUACACCAUUGUUCCAGCCAGACGAACCGUUGCCCAGCUUCUCAACCUCGGCGGUUCCGCACCCGCAUCUUCCCCUGCCGACCUAAGCCAGCUACAAAACCGUCUCGAAGAGAGCAAGCAUCUUUAUUAUUCCAUAUAUGCGCCUGGACUGGAGAACUUCCUGGAGACGAAGUGGUUCUCGAACAAGGGCCUGAACCAGAUGUUGGGCAACAAAGAGCUAAUGGACCAAUUUGGGGUGCUCCUUCAUCAAUUUGGAAAAGUAGCGCAACAAGAUCCCAAGGAGAUGGCGUACACAGCUAGCAUCGAGGCCAGAAUCGUUUGGUCCUUAGCUAACAUGGUCCGUCAACGAGUCGGCGGCGACAUGAACGGUAACAAGGAGUUGCGAACCGUCCCGGCCAUUGACGAUCCGAUGGAGGCAGCAAACCGACUGUCGAUUUUCGAAAGCCUCUUGACGAGCAAGGUAGCUACGUCUAAUCCUUUAACAGCUCCAGUCCCUGGAAGCACCGAUCAUCACCGCCUCCGCGAGCUCGAGUUCUGGCAUACGCUUGGCAACUUUGUCUGCCUGGAAGAGGACGAUCAAAGUGUCACCGUGCCAAAGGACACGGACGACAUUUUGGCAAACCUUCGGAAUCUUCUUGACGGCAGGGAGAACCGAGAUGUGCUUUACUCCAUCGCGGUUGUGCGAGCUAUUGGCCCUCGAAUUCAGGAGUAUACCCCAAACGAGACACCGCUACAUCUUGAUGAGAGCGACAACAAAAGCAAACUUCUUGUGGCGAAGAAGUUUGUUCAAGAUGAAGCACAAGGCCACGGGACAACCAAUGUCAUUCGCCGCCUGUGUGAGUUAGCAGCAAGAUCUUGGUCUAUGCCUGCUCCUGCUCCUGCUGUAGCUGCACCAGUCGGUGCAAAUUAA